GUAUAGCGGGAGCGCGCAAUGCUCGAGUAUGAGAACUAGCACUGAUUAGUAGAAAAACCCUCGGAGUUGUGGUAGGCGUGAGACGGGGAGACCAGAUUGGGGUUUAUUUCUUUCUUUUAAAAAACAUAAGUGGGGGAAUAUGGUUUUUUGAACUGCACAGUGGUAAAGCCCAAUGGGAAUGGUGUGAGCAGAGAUUAGAGUGUCGGGAGUGAGGGGUUUUGUACGGCUUUUCCCAGCGCUGCAUUUUCAGUCCAUCCAAAGAGAGUUCGGGGGCGCAGAGGACUGCAUUCAGCCGGGGGCUGAGGCUUGACUUGUGAUGUCUUGAGGCCGUCUCCUGGGGCCCCUUGAAGGAGGUGCUGCAGGCGCUGAUGGGAACUGCUGCUCCAAUAUGAACCUUCAUGAUGUCGGAGUUAGGCGACGCUUUGAGGACCCAGAGUUCACCCUGCGGAUCUACCCGGGAAUCAUUGCCGAGGGCACCAUCUACUGCCCUGUCACGGGCCGCAAGAACACCACAGCGGCCGAAGUCAUCAGCCAUGUCAUCGAUAAGCUGCAGCUUGACAGGACGAAAUGCUACGUCCUUGCCGAGGUGAAGGAGUUUGGCGGAGAAGAAUGGAUCCUCAACCCCAUAGACUGCCCUGUCCAGCGCAUGAUGCUAUGGCCCCGCAUGGCCCUGGAGAACCGCUUUGGCGGAGAGGAUUACCGCUUCCUGCUGCGGGAGAAGAACCUGGACGGCUCCAUAGACUACGGGAGCCUGCAGAUGUGGCUCCAAGUGACGGAGGAACGUCGGCGUCUGGUCGAGCGGGGCUUCCUGCCGCAGCCACCGCAGAAGGACUACGAUGACCUGUGCAACCUGCCCAACCUCAACGAAAAGACGCUUCUGGACAACCUGCGUGGCCGCUUCAAACAAGAGAAGAUCUACACCUAUGUGGGCAGCAUCCUCAUUGUCAUCAACCCCUUUAAGUUCCUGCCCAUCUACAACCCCAAGUACGUGAAGAUGUAUGACAACCACCAGCUGGGCAAACUGGAGCCGCACAUCUAUGCGGUGGCCGAUGUAGCGUACCACGCCAUGCUGCAGAGGCGCCGCAACCAGUGCAUUGUCAUCUCCGGGGAGAGCGGCUCAGGCAAGACGCAGAGCACCAACUUCCUCAUUCACCACCUGACCGCCCUCAGCCAGAAGGGCUUUGCCAGUGGGGUGGAGCAGAUUAUCCUGGGGGCCGGACCUGUGCUGGAGGCAUUUGGAAACGCGAAGACGGCUCACAAUAACAACUCGAGCCGCUUCGGCAAGUUCAUCCAAGUGAAUUACCAGGAGAGCGGCACCGUUGGCGGAGCUUAUGUGGAGAAGUACCUUCUAGAAAAGUCCAGGCUGGUUUACCAGGAGCACAAUGAAAGGAACUACCACGUGUUUUACUACUUGCUGGCAGGAGCGAGUGAGGAAGAGAGGGCCAUGUUCCACCUGCAGAAGCCAGAGGAGUACCACUACCUCAACCAGCAGGACUGCUUCACGGUGGAAGGAGAGGACCUGAAGCACGACUUCGAGCGACUGCAGCUAGCAAUGGAGUUGGUGGGCUUCCUGCCCACCACACGUAAACAGAUCUUUUCUCUGUUGUCCGCUAUCCUUCACUUGGGGAAUAUCCGCUAUAAGAAGAAGACCUAUCGGGAUGACUCCAUCGACAUCUGCAACCUGGACGUCCUGCCCAUUGUGUCCCAGCUGCUCGAGGUUAAAGAAGAGAUGCUGUUUGAGGCCCUGACCACUCGGAAGACGGUGACGGUGGGCGAGAGGCUGAUCGUGCCCUACAAGCUGGCUGAGGCUGGCACGGUGCGGGACUCGAUGGCCAAAUCGCUUUACAGUGCCCUGUUUGACUGGAUCGUGUUCCGGAUCAACCACGCCCUGCUCAACAACAAGGACCUGGAGGAGAGUGCCAAGAUCCUGUCCAUUGGUGUGUUGGACAUUUUUGGCUUUGAAGACUACGAGAGCAACAGCUUUGAGCAGUUCUGCAUCAACUUCGCCAACGAGAGACUCCAGCACUACUUCAACCAGCACACCUUCAAGCUGGAGCAGGAGGAGUACCGGUCUGAGGGCAUCGCCUGGCACCACAUCGACUACAUCGACAACACGGGCUGCAUCAACCUGAUCAGCAAGAAGCCCACGGCUUUGUUCCACCUGCUGGAUGAAGAGAGCAAACUCCCCUUUAAUCUAGACUUCAGGGAGAAGAACACAGACCACAUGCGGCCUGACAUUGUAGCCCUGCUGAAGAGCAGCAGAAAUGCCUUCAUCUGCGGCCUCAUGGGUAUCGACCCAGUGGCCACGUUCCGCUGGGCUGUGCUGCGCGCCUACUUCCGUGCCGUGGUGUCCUUCCGGGAGGCGGGCCGCAGGUUCACAGGGAAGAAGCCUGGGCAUGAUGAUGCUGCUCCAUGUGCAGUUUUGAAAAGUGUGGAUAGUUUUAGCUUUCUUCAGCACCCUGUGCAUCAGAGGAGCUUAGCCAUCCUGCAGAGGUGCAAAGAGGAGAAGUACAGCAUCACCCGGAAGACCCCCCGAAGCCCACUGUCGAGCCUGCAGAGUGCCAACCCGCUCAGUGAGAAAGCACCAAGGGACACUUUGGGUGUGAGAUGGAACGGCCGGCCCAGCAGGCAAAGCCGACUGUCCUCGGGUUCUCUGCUGGAAGAUGAUGGCAUCUUCCUCAACUCCACUAGCAGCAAGCUGCUGGAGAGAGCCCAUGGCAUCCUCAUGCGGAACAGGAACUACAAGACGAAGCCAUGCCUUCCGAAGCACCUCCUGGACAUCAAGUCCCUGAAGUACCUGAGUGGCUUGACGCUGCAGGACCGCAUCACCAAGUCCCUGCUCCACCUCCACAAGAAGAAGAAACCCCCCAGCAUCAGUGCUCAGUUCCAGGUCCAUGACUUUGCUCAUCACUUCCAUGCACUUCUGCCAGACACCUCCAGCAUCACCCCACAAAGCAUGAGAUCCUUCCUGCAGCAGGCCAGCCUUACCCCUGACGGAUACCAAGUGGGACACACCAUGGUAUUCCUGCGGGAGGCAGAGCGCCAGCAGCUGCAGGACCUGCUGCACCAGGAGGUGCUGCGGCGGAUCGUGGCCUUACAGCUCCGCUGGCGAGCCGCGCUGGAGAGGAGGCGCUUCCUCGUCAUGCGGCUGGCGGCGUGCCUGAUCCAGCGAUGGUGGCGCAGACGGCGGCUGCAAGGCGCCGGGGGGGCAGCGGGGCCGGACCGCGUCCUCCGUGCCGCACUGUGCCUUCAGGCCGCCUGGAGGGGAUUCAGCCAGCGGCGUCAAUUCCUGCUCUGGCGGGAAGCGGCUCUGGUCAUCCAGAGGAACCUGCGGCUGUGGAGACGCCGGCGAGCAGAGGCAGCGAGCGCCAUCCAGGCGGCCUGGCGCGGCCACCGGCAGAGGGAGCGCUAUCUGAGGAUGUGGGGCUCCGUGCUUCUCCUGCAAGCCGCAGCAAGGGGAGCAGCAGCGAGGAGGAGAUUUAAGGAUCUGAAAGCCCAGAAGCUAAGAGAGAGGCAGCUACAGGACAGACCUCAGCCAGAAGAUGGGAUCCUGGCCACCACUGGCCUGGAUCUUAGCACAUGGGAGGAGCGCUUGUGCCAGGAGCGGGAGUGGGGCCCCCUGGGGUCUGGUGCCGCCAUGGGAGGCACCCAGGAGCAGGCUGAGGAGGAGAAGGCGGGACUGAGGGUCACGAGCUCGGGAGCUACAGCAGGAGCUUCAUCAGCUGGAGUGCUGACGGGGAAAGAGAUGCCUCAGGUGUUGGAGGAUCCCAGCCAUAAGACCAGGGUCAAGCGAGAGAAACGAAGGAAGAGGGAACUGGAGCAGGCAAAGUUUAGCUUAACGCUGCUGAAGGUGAGGUCUACAAGUGCUCUGUCACCAUCUGAGGAGAGGAACUGGCCAUCUGAGAAGUCUAUAGAACCUCUAUCACCAUCUGAGGAGAGGAACUGGCCUUCUGAGAGGUCUACAGAACCUCUGUCACCAUCUGAGGAGAGGAACUGGCCUUCUGAGAGGUCUACAGAACCUCUGUCACCAUCUGAGGAGAGGAACUGGCCUUCUGAGAGGUCUACAGAACCUCUGUCACCAUCUGAGGAGAGGAACUGGCCUUCUGAGAGGUCUACAGAACCUCUGUCACCAUCUGAGGAGAGGAACUGGCCUUCUGAGAGGUCUACAGGGGCUCUGUCACCGACCCAGGAGAGGAACUGGCCUUCUGAGAUGGCUUCAGUGGAUAUCCACUUGCCUCAGGGAACUCCUCACAGUCAGAGUCACAAAGGGAGCUUUGAGCUGUACGGUACAGAUGACUAUCCUAAAGACUUGCAUGUCACUGUGGAAGUGGAAGGUACCAGCUCUACUACUGUGAUCCCUGAGCAGACGCAAAGCAGUCCAACAUCUCCAAGUCCACCAGGACCUGUCAGCUCAGAUGGAUUCUCCACUGGUUUCAGGGCGGACUUCAUGAGUAUAGGUCCUUCUCCCAAAAUAGAAAACAACCUUCCAACCUUCUACAUCCCGCCCCACGAGAAACCCAUCACGGACUCCUCUCCUGCCAUGCAGCAAGCAGAAGUAGCAAACCACCUUAAAGAGAUGAAAGAACCUUCUCAGAAGCCCUUGGUGGUGCUCAUCAGCAUGCAGAAGGAUUCGUCGCUCUAUGGCAGUCAGCAAAAAGCAGCCGAGCUCCGGGACAGAUCUGUCCAGACGAGCCCGUGCACUCCUGGGGCAGAGGACUCCAACCGCCAGGCCGUCCUCCAGAGGCUGGAGAAGAUGAACGAAGAGAAAGAGGAGCGCCUGAAGCAGCAGCAGCAGCAGAAAGAAAGGGAGAUGAUGGAGCAGAUCCGACAGCAGACGGAGAACCUCAAGAAGCAAAGGAAGUGCUAUGCUCAGUAUGAGAGGGACCUUCUGGAGAAGCAGCGGGGGGAGGCUUUGCUGAAGAUUGAGCAGAGCAGACAAAGAGGUUUGGCACAGGAACCUGCAGGUCGCAAGCCAGAGAGACCAGGCCAUCUCCACUUGCCCGGCACCCUGGCCUCUCCUGGAAUCCUGGAUGCCCAGAUGACCGAAAACCUCAUACGUCAUGGAAAGCAGCCUCCUCCACAGACUAGCCUAAAUCAACCAAUCCCAUCCUUGGAAGGAAGGCCCGUGAUGGAUGGGUGGGCACCCAAGCUGACCCUGGAGUUGCAGGAGGGUCUUCCCAGAGGGAGGCCACACAUUAAAGUUCCCAUCCAGGGCUUGAACACAGCCACCAAACCAACAAACAUCUUCUUCACACCAAAAGACAACAAGCUGACUGUCUCCAAGUCCGAUAAGGACAUUGCCAAUCAGGAAAGGUCAAAGGCUUUCCAAAAGAAUGAAGGGCUCAGAAGUUCCCGGUCCUCCAAGGGGCUGAAAGGACGUGAGGUCGCCACAGCUGGCCAUAAAAAGAGAGCCCGCAUGGCACGGACACGCUCCGACUUCCUGAGCCGAGGGUCACACCCCGCAGGGGAGGGCGACUCGGAGGAGGAUGAGGGGGGUGACUACCUGUCCCCGCCCCCUCUGUCCCCCCGUGUGCCCCCCCCAGAGCAGGACACUGAGGGGGAGGCAGCUGACAGUCAUCUCAGUGACUCAGAAAUGGCAUCAUUGGCUGGUGGGAAUCAGAAGAAAAGCCAUAAAGCGGCUUCCUCAGGGGAUCUGGCCAAGGCGGACUCGCUGAGGAAGAGCUCCCACACGGACGGCAGGAUGAGAGGCAAGAUGCGGUUUUGGGGGAAAAUGAAGCAGGGUGAGAAGAAGGCGAUCAGAUCCCUGGCCAGUACCGCUGACAUACCUGGGGGGGACUUGACUGACACCGGGCUGUUCAUGGGAGAGGGGCCGCAGCCUGCGUCCCCCCCCCACAGCCCCACGCUGCCCGGCGAGCGGGGGAAGGAGUUCAAGGACAACAAGGAGCCGUCGCCCAAAAUGAAGCGGAGACGCAGCGUGAAGAUCAGCGGCGUAGCCCUGGAACCCGCUGCCUGGCAGAACGACGCCCUGCAGAUCCUCACCAGCGCCGCGGACUACCGCAGCAUGAACGACUUCCUCAUGAAGAAGAUCAAUGACCUGGACACUGAGGACAGUAAGAAAGACACCUUAGUGGAUGUGGUCUUCAAAAAGGCGCUCAAGGAGUUCCGCCUGAACAUUUUCAACUCCUAUUCCACUGUUCUGGCCAUGGACGAUGGGAAGUGCAUCCGCUGCAAAGACCUGUAUGCGCUCUUCGAGCAAAUCCUGGAGAAGACCAUGCGGCUGGAGCAGCGGGUCUGGGCCGAGUCCCCCGUCAAAGUGUGGGUCAACACUUUCAAGGUGUUUCUGGAUGAGUUCAUGACGGAAUACAAACCUCUGGACAGCGCGGCUAGCAAGGUGGCCAAGCCUGACCGGAAGAAGAGGAGGAAGAAGGAUGCCGAUAUUGUUGAGGAGCACAGUGGCCACAUCUUCCGGUCGGCGCAGUACAGCAUUCCCACCUACUGCGAGUACUGCUCCUCCCUCAUCUGGAUGAUGGACCGGGCCUGCGUCUGCAAGCUGUGUCGCUAUGCCUGCCACAGGAAGUGCUGUUUGAAGACGACGACCAAAUGCAGCAAAAAGUACGAGCCCGAGCUGACCUCUCGGCAGUUUGGCGUGGAGGUGACACGGCUGACUAACGACGAGCGGACCGUGCCCCUGGUCGUGGAGAAGCUCAUCAACUACAUCGAGAUGCACGGCCUCUACACUGAGGGCAUCUACAGGAAAUCGGGGUCCGCUAACAAGAUCAAGGAACUGAAGCAGGGGCUGGACACGGAUCUGAACAGUAUGAAUCUGGACGAGUACAACAUCCACGUCAUUGCCAGUGUCCUCAAGCAGUGGCUGCGUGACUUGCCAAAUCCACUCAUGACCUUUGAACUUUAUGAGGAGUUCCUUAGAGCCAUGGGUCUGCAGGACAGGAAGGAGGUGAUUCGGAGCAUCUACUCCGUGAUCGACCAGCUCAGCAGAACUCACCUCAGCACCCUAGAGCGCCUGAUCUUUCAUUUGGUCAGGGUUGCUCUGCAGGAGGAGACCAACCGCAUGUCUGCCAACGCCCUGGCCAUCGUCUUCGCCCCCUGCAUCCUGCGCUGCCCCGACACCAUCGAUCCACUGCAGAGUGUGCAGGACAUCAGCAGGACUACUGCAUGUGUGGAACUAAUCAUCGACGAGCAGAUGAACAAGUACAAAGCCAGACUUAAGGACAUUAGCAGCUUGGAGUUCGCCGAGAACAAGGCCAAGUGCCGGCUGACCCUCAUCCGGAGAUCAAUGAAACCUGUACUUAUUGCCGUUAGGUUUUUGAGCAUGAGCCGCACUGUGGCCUCGGGCAAGGGGCGACAUCGCCGGGGCAGCCAGCACGUGCCCUCUCCCCCCGCAAGCCCACGGCCCGAACCAGUGCCACAUGUGCCUGAAGAGCCGGGGCCAGAGGAGGGGCCCGGGGACAGUGAGCUGGCAGAGCAGCAGAUCGCCAUGCAGCAGGAGGAGAGGGUGCUGACUGAGCAGAUCGAGAACCUCCAGAAGGAAAAGGAGGAGCUGACCUUCGAGAUGCUCACGCUGGAGCCUCGCGCGUCCGAUGACGAGACCCUGGAGUCUGAGGCCUCCAUCGGCACGGCAGACAGCUUGGAGAACCUGAACGUUGACUCAGAGGAAGCCGUCUCAGACUACUCCGAGAGAAACCAAAUGGGUCCCCCUUCCCGGCCAAGGAAGGUGGCGGGAAGGGGCCGGCGUGUCCUGAGGCGGCAGCCCGAUUCCCUGGACUCCACCGACUCUGGCUCCACGGCCUCCUCCUACCCAUGUCCUCCUGGUGCCUCGCACCACCUCCACCUCCGCUCCGAGUCACCCUCGUCUGACCAAUUUCGCUCCUCUCGGCUCGGGUCGGCCUCCCUCGGCCCAGACCGGGAGAGCGAGUCGAGGCCUCUCUACAUCAGCCACGGCACCUACAGCGCGGAAAAGGGCCGGCUGAAGCUGAAGGCUGCCAAGAUGUCCCCCAAGAAGCCGGAGCAGAAGCCCCCCGAGGAGGCUGGCUCUGGGGGGGGGCAAGACGUGUCGCAGCAGCUCCGGUACGGCAGCAGCGAAUUCAUGGUAUGACAGACGCCAAGUGCAAAGCUGCUCGGCUCAUCAGUUUAUCGGCAUCAGCACUCCCCCCUCGGUCAUCCACGUCAGCAGAGAGCAGAAGUGAUUGAGUGUUGCAGCACCACUCUCUGGUCAGUGGGAGGAGCCAGCAGACCUGCCCUUUAAGGUGUCUGUCAUGGGCCUUGAUUGGCAAGAUGAGCCACAAAGGUACUUCUGCACCCCAAAUCUCCAUCCACCCCCCCCUCUGGCAGCGGCAGUGAGGAGAGUGGGGUGGCGUGACACGCCACACAGUGAUAUGGCCUACAGCUCCAGGCUCGGCCGGCACCAUAUCAGGGGGGGCUGGAUAAUGAAGCACCGCAGAGCCAACGGACGGGCAGGAUGCGUGAACGAAACACACAUGCGGCUGCUACGGAGGGCUCAGAUAAUUCAGUGAAGUUUGCUAACCAUAAACUAUCCUGUUCCCUUUCCAUGAUUGUGGAAAGUGUAUCUAUAUAAAUGUGUAAAAUGCGAUAUAUGUAUGAAUAUGACGCUGGAACACCAGUAGCUACUGGGUAGUUAGAGGCAAACAGUUAUCUGUGGCAAAUCAAUCGUAUUUUUGAAAGAAAUAGAUUUUUUUUAAACGACUCAUUCUUCUGUGUUCGUGCUGCUCUUUGCUUCUGUGGGGGGGAGAUCUAGGGACCACCUUAGCUUGUCCUUUACAGUCACGUUUCCCCUAAAAAAAACUGCAUUUACUGUUAUGCUCCCUACUGCAGUAAAUGUAACAGCCCUGUUUCACAAGAUGCCUUUUCCUCUUGGUUUCACCCUAAAAUACCCUUUGAGGUAUCAGUGUUAAAGUAACCAAAUAAGGACUUGAAUUUCAUCAUCAUUAUCAUGAUCAUUACCAUUGUAUGUGUUCCUGGUUUUUACUGUCAUGUCUAUGGGUGUAGCACUUAAAUGGUGAUGAAUCCCCUUUGUGUGUGCGAUGAUUGUGUGGACCUUGAGGGUGGUCUCAUGGACCGUCCCCUAGUGUAGACAUGGGAGGUGGUCUCCUGGACCGUCCCCUACUGUAGACCUGGGAGGUGGUCUCCUGGACCGUCCCCUAGUGUAGACCUGGGAGGUAGUCUCCUGGACCGUCCCCUAGUGUGGACCCGGGGGGUGGUUUCCUGGAACGUCCUCUUGUGUGGACCCGGAGGGUGGUCUCCUGGACCGUCCCCUAGUGUAGACCUGGGAGGUGGUCUCCUGGAAUGUCUUCUUGUGUGGACCCGGGAGGCGGUCUCAGGAACCGUCCCCUUUGUGGAGACCCUGGACCAUCCCCUUGUGUGGACCCGGGGGGUGGUCUCCUGGACCGUCCCCUAGUGUAGACCUGGGAGGUGGUCUCCUGGGCCGUCCCCUUGUGCGCCAGUGGUCAGAUUGAACUCCUUUCUCACCUUGCUUUCUUCUGGCCAGUGAAAUGCCACCUCAGCCCAUGGGCAUGGCCAUAGUGGCAAGGCUGCUCAGCACCUGCAGUAGUGUCACGCAGUCACUGGAGCAGACACUGUCCCCUUAGGCUGGCGAGCGGGUGGCUCUCUGGGAGUUACUGUCUUUACUGCUGCAUGGCGCCAGGCGGGCUACAGUUAAGGAUAGACUUAUGCAGGCACUGGGAUACUGGCUGGCAUAUUUACCGUGGAGGCGCCGCUGCGCUGCCCACUCUGGCAUCCGCCUUGAGGCCUCCGCCACCAAACUGCCAGCCACGGUCCUGCUGCCUUAGACCUGCAAAGGCAGCUCAGUAGAGCAGAUGGGAACACACUUGACAUCUGUUUGCUGCGGUAAAUCUAGCUAUCAGAAACCAUCACCUACUCCGACAGGUCUGUAAAUUGCCUUUGUGCAAAAAAACACAAGGGGUUAAUUGUUUACCUCAUCUGAAGCUAUUGUACUCUUAGUCUUCCUCGAUCUAGACUGACGUUUCACCAUUGUUACUCUAAAUACUACAUCACUAUUGGAGCGGGAGCUGGGAAGUGUAUUUGUCUGUAUGGUGCACAUGAAAGGUAAUCAAAUACUGAAGCCAGUAUAUCUCAAUAUUAAAGCUACUAUCAUUGUUACUGUUAGAUUGACAAUGUGUCCAGCAGUCUUUGCCAUCUGUAGAUCCAAUAGAAGCCCCAGUAACCUCAAAAUGCCUCAAAUGGUGUGCUUGUGUACGCAAGACGAUGUCACCUGUGCAAUACUCUUAUGUGAAUUCUGGUAUUUCAAACGGAGAUGCACAUAUUGUAGGUUACUACUGUUAGAUGUACACCAAAGCUUGUGUGUCUGUUUCUAGACAUAAACUCACAUGUGGUUCUAUUCUUUAUGGCAGACUGCUGGUAAUACACCACUUUUUCGAGGACCAAUCAGGUCGUGCUUAUGUGAAACCACACCCACACUCCUUCCUCAGACAUUAGUAAGGCCUUUAACCCAUAAUCACUUUAGCUUGCACUUGGGGGGGGGUAACUUAGUGGUUGUGUAUACUCGCCAUAUACUGUGGGAAAAACAAUUUUGUACUUCAUUUAUUUUUCAUCAAAUGCAACUGGAAGAAAAAAGUCAAUCUCUUCCUCAUAUACGAAAGGAAUCUUGGGCUUUUGUAACACUCCUAACUACUCUCAACCGGCCUUUUGCCCCUAGCAGCGUGUGUCGUCGCUGGUGUUCAGUGCCGGCUCUGUGCCGGGUUACGCGGCCGACCUGGCAGGGCGCAGUCACCUUUUACUGCUGCUACACCUCCUGGGGGCGCUGAAGGGCCGCACUGCACUUCCUCUUUGCAGCCUAAUAAACUGAAGCUGGUGAUGGUCUGAGUCGUUAUGCUUGGCAUCCUGCAAAGGUGAAUGAACUAAUCACUGGAAAAAGGAAUGCUCUGCUAUACAUUUUAUGUGUGUGUAUGUAUACAUAUAUACACAUGCAUAUAUACAAUACAAAUUAAUAAUUUAAUGAUUAUGCUUUAGUGUACAUCUGAAAAUUGACCUGAUGUAAAAGGAUAUAUUAUCCUGUACCACCCUAUAUAUUUAUAUAUAAAGUAUUAAUGUUAAAAGUGUUUUAUGCCACAUAAGAUUGUGUAAAUGACGCAAUCCAGUUUCAGCUUUGUAUUUCAGUGUGAGCUGUUCAGGACCGAGUCAUAUGUAUAAAGUGCAAUUUGUGUAAUAUUUCUUAAAAUGUUUAUCGCUGUACAAACGAGUUUAUGAUCAAAUAAUCAUCAGCUUAUUAAAAAGAACUUGAAAUGAAA
Messenger RNA from Paramormyrops kingsleyae, 11264 nucleotides. NCBI's taxonomy places the organism in Eukaryota, Metazoa, Chordata, Actinopteri, Osteoglossiformes, Mormyridae. The record is from RefSeq and is a predicted model, not a curated record.